Messenger RNA from Oryzias melastigma (Indian medaka), 2023 nucleotides. It is a transcript of the gene pigw, whose product is annotated as phosphatidylinositol glycan anchor biosynthesis, class W. Lineage: Eukaryota; Metazoa; Chordata; Actinopteri; Beloniformes; Adrianichthyidae. Bases 286 to 1758 code for a protein of 490 amino acids. The record is from RefSeq and is a predicted model, not a curated record. Gene Ontology annotation, cellular component: endoplasmic reticulum; membrane. Gene Ontology annotation, molecular function: glucosaminyl-phosphatidylinositol O-acyltransferase activity. The transcript has 2 exons. Gene Ontology annotation, biological process: protein localization to plasma membrane; GPI anchor biosynthetic process.
UGUUUUGCUAGUAGCAAAAUAUCCGAGUGAACCUGAACGCGUCAAUACCAAUGCGGAAAUGAAAUCCAGUUCUCGUGUUGCCCUGGGAUUUAUGCUGGAAUUAUGGCUGUCUUUUUAAGUUUUACUGUACCGCACCGCAGGACGAAAAUGCGGUAAAACGGGUUGUUGCUGCUAACCCGCAUUGUCCGGUAUUCACCGCCAAAAGGACUAACGACACUAGAUGUACAGCUUAGCGUGGUUGACUCUGUACCUCCAAUGAAAUACUGACUGGGAAAACAGUAGAAAAUGGCUCAAAAGGAACUGAAGGAGGCCUUUGUUGCUAAUCUCAACGGGACUCGUUUGGAGGAGGUGGUGCUGGGAUCAUUUCUUAGCCCACUGUGCUUCAUCAUCAGAGGGUUCCUCUUGAUUCUCUACUACCAGACCAGAGGGACUGUAGCGCUGCCUCUACCCCCGUUCUCCCACAUGCUCCUCGAUGUGUGUGUGCUGGUGUUUCCUCUGGUCCUGUCAUGCACUGUUCUGAGCAGCAUCCUCCACCAAGUCAUUCUUAGCCUCAUUUUCCUUUCUGCUGGUCUCUUUUACUGGAUUUAUGUCAACACUGAUCGGUCGGUUCAGAAACCUGCCAGCAGUUUCCUUCAGACUCCCGUUCAGUGUGACCAAGUGCCCUUUGUGACUCUCUUCCGUGUCUUUGUGAAUGUUAAAACAGCUAUCAGCAUCCUGGCAGUGGACUUUCCCAUCUUUCCGAGGCGAUACGCUAAAACAGAAACCUAUGGGACGGGGGUUAUGGACUUUGGAGUUGGAGCAUUCGUCUUUGCUAAUGCUCUUGUGUGUCCAGAGGCACGCAGGAAGAACGUCUCAGGAUCAAGGAUGGGUCAUGUCGCAAAGCAGAUCGUGUCCGUCUGGCCCCUGCUCGCUCUUGGAUUGGCCAGGCUGGUGAGUGUCAAACUGGCCGACUACCAGGAGCAUGUGACGGAAUACGGCGUCCACUGGAAUUUCUUCUUCACUCUGGCCAUGGUUAGGAUUGUGGCCUCUGCGCUGUUGACUGUGUUACCAAGCAGACUGUUGUGGGUCUUUGCCCUUCUGUUCAGUGGAUUGUAUCAGUUCAUUUUGGAGACCUCAGAGCUCAAGACCUUCAUCAUCCACAACAACGAGAGAGAGAAGGACUUCUUGCAUGCUAACAAGGAGGGCAUAUUCUCUAUAGUCGGCUAUGUAGCCAUCUAUCUCAUAGGAGUUCAGUUUGGACUCUUUGUGAUGCAGCCAAAGUCUCAUGUUAAAGACUGGCUUAAGAUGCUUGUUAAUCUCUUUUUUAGCAGUUUUAUUCUGUACGGUGUUUUGUUUGCUUGUCAGACGUUUGUGGAGCCAGUGUCUCGCCGGCUGGCUAAUCUACCUUUUGUCAUCUGGAGUGUUGGUCAGUCUUUGCUGUUUAUGUCCUGCCUUUGUGUGGCUGAUAUGGUUUUACUGUUCUCAAAGAAGUCUUCUGGAUGUCCUUUUAUACCCUCAUCACUGAGUCUGUGCACAAAGAAGGACGAAAACGUAGAAACGAGCGGACUAGAGCGACUCUGCAUCAUCAAAGCUGUCCACAGGAAUCAGCUUCUGUUUUUCCUGCUUGCAAACCUCAUGACGGGGCUGACUAACAUGCUUGUGGACACUCUCAGUAGUGAUAGCUUCUUUUCUGUGUUGGUUCUGCUGUUGUACAUGUUUGUCAAUUGUAUCUUGGUACAUGUUUUGCAUAUCUUAGGAAUUACAGUCAAAUUCUGGUAACAUUUGGUGAAGUUCUUGAAUGUUUUCAUGCUACUGAUGUAAAUUAACUAUUUGCUCAAAAUGUGUGUUUUUUAUAUAUCUUUGUUUCAAAAGGAUCGUUCUGUUUUUGUAAAUAUAAAAUAAAUACAUUAAGGUAUUUUAUGUAUUUUCUUCAUAGGGAAACUUUAAAACUGGCAUUGGCUUCCUUUAUGAGUUUAUAAGGCUAAACAUGUAUAUUGUUCUUUUUUUCAUAUGCAUGUUCUGAAUAAAUACACCUUAAAAAAUG